Molecule: messenger RNA, 1410 nt
Organism: Boeremia exigua
Lineage: Eukaryota; Fungi; Ascomycota; Dothideomycetes; Pleosporales; Didymellaceae
Product: RING finger protein-like protein
Exons: 2
Coding region: 1-1410 (469 amino acids)
Biological process (GO): protein polyubiquitination; positive regulation of proteasomal ubiquitin-dependent protein catabolic process; ubiquitin-dependent protein catabolic process
Cellular component (GO): cytoplasm; ubiquitin ligase complex
Molecular function (GO): zinc ion binding; ubiquitin conjugating enzyme binding; ubiquitin protein ligase activity
Source: RefSeq, a predicted model, not a curated record
AUGGACGACACUUCAGACGAGCGCACCGAAGAGCUCGAAACGCUGCAGUCCAUCUACCCCGAGCUCGUUAUCGACCCUGCGACACCGUAUACCGCGGCGCUCGACCUGCUCGUGGCGCCCACCAAGCCACUGCCCGUCACGUUCACGCCCGCGCAAGACACCCUGCGCCUCGACCACCUUCCCGCCCUGCACGUCGAGCUCCACCUGCCCGCAGAGUACCCGAACAAUGGACCGCCGCAUAUCAACAUAUCGACUGCCCUGCCAUGGCUGCCCGCCAGCGUUGCCCAGAAGCUUGCCGACGACGCCAGAUUGCUGUGGGACGAAUAUGGAGGUGGCAUGAUCCUGUUCGCCUACAUCAGCUCGUUGCAGGAGCAAGCUGAGACGUGCUUUGGCAUUACAGAGCUCACGCUACCGGCCUCGAUGCAGUACGAGCUGCUGCACUACAGCACCCGCAUGAAGCGCGAGCUAUUCGAUAAAGAGACAUUCGAUUGCGAGGUUUGUCUUGAGCCGAAGAAGGGCGAGGCUUGCUACCGUAUGGAGCGCUGCAGCCACGUCUUCUGCAUCCCCUGCUUGCAGGACUACUACAACAACUGCAUCACCGAGGGCGCUGUCAACAAUGUCAGAUGCAUGUCUACAGACUGUGGUGGCGGCGGGGGGAAGAAAGAGCGCUUGAUAUCGCCGAAAGAACUGUUGCGGAUACCCAUUUCUCGACAGCAAGUGGAGCGUUACGUCAAUAUCAGACGCAAGAAGAAAAUGGAGUCGGACCCCAACAUCAUCUUCUGUCCAAGACAGUGGUGCCAAGGCGCAAUGCGGUCGGACAAGUACCCAAGGGUGACCGAUGUCAGCCAAAUAGACGACUCGGGCUCCGAGGCAGAAGAGGAAGCAACUCAACCGCGAGUAGAUGCUCCCGCAGGUCCAGAGAAACGCUUAGUUGGUGUCAGGGGUAUGGAUCGCCUGGCUGUUUGUGAAGACUGCACUCUCGCCUUUUGCGUCGUUUGCCUCUCGUCCUGGCACGGUGACUUCGUUCGAUGCGAACCCCGUGACGCCAAUCAACUAACCGAAGAGGAUCAGGCGUCUCUGAACUUCAUCAUGAAGAAUACGUCACCUUGCGCGUACUGUUCUGUUCCCUGUCAGAAAUCAUUUGGCUGUAACCACAUGACAUGCGCGCAAUGCAAAACGCAUUUUUGCUAUUUGUGUGGCGCCUGGCUGGAUCCAGGGCGUCCGUAUCAGCACUUCAAUGAUCCAAGCAACAAGGGUUGUUUUCAGCGACUGAUGGAUGGUGCUGAGGGGGAUAUGGCGAACGCCGACAUUCAGUUCGGCGGGCGUCGGGGAGCUGAGCAGAUAGCCGAUUUUUGGGAAGAGGAGGCAAUGCGGAUACAAAUGCGGAUUCAUGAUGAAGAUAUAGAGUAG